Messenger RNA from Solanum verrucosum, 1011 nucleotides. RefSeq lists its product as uncharacterized. The transcript has 4 exons. Lineage: Eukaryota; Viridiplantae; Streptophyta; Magnoliopsida; Solanales; Solanaceae. The coding region runs from base 43 to 633 and encodes 196 amino acids. The record is from RefSeq and is a predicted model, not a curated record.
AGCGUCUCAGCUGAUUGUAGAUAACUGAACAGGAGAUUGACGAUGGAAUCAUCUUCGUCUGUCAUAACGCCAGAAGAUGUAAUGGGGACACUCAUGAACGAUGGAACAAUUGAUUCCAUGAGGUUGAAAAUCAUUACUCAGCUCAAAGCUAAUGAAGAACUCAAGAAUACCACCAUAAAGAUGGUUGAGCAAAGCAGGGUUCUGAACACACCUGGUGCAGAAAAGCAGACCAAAAGGGAGCUCUUUGAUGCAUUGCGACAAGAACUUGAGACUUCAGUGCUUGAGAAAGCCUCCAAAUCGGUUUGGGAACUUAUUUUGGAUAAUAAAGGGAUAGGGAAGGAAAUAAGUGAAACAGUUGAACAAGUUUUCUGUCGGUUGAGUGGAAGAGAAGCACCAUUAUUUGUGUCGGAUUUCGGACCUCAACCAGAGAAAGGGAAAGAGAAAAAGAGUGGGCAGAAAGAGGAAAACAGUGAAACUGGGAAAGAUAAUUCUGAAUCUGCAGCAAAGAAGAGAAAGAUGAACACAGAAGAAGAGUUUGAUGAAGCUGUCUGCAAAUCUAGUGACAAAUCGCCCUCAUCGGAUGAUUCUAGUAAAAUGCCGCCACCAAGUGUGAGAAGUCAAUCCACUUCCUGAAUCAACUCCAUUGUGUCUUAUCCAGCUUUUAGCGAGGCAAGUAGAAGUUACAUAAUAGAGGCUGAACACGAGGUUAAAAGUAGUACAGUACAAAGAAAAGGAAAGUAAAAGUCGGAGAGUUAUUUAGCAGCAAUGAGCAUUGUCUUCAGAAGAGGUCAGGACCUUGCCAAAACAUCAGCCACAUUAUUGCUCUCUCUUUGAAUGUUGCUAAUGUGUUGUAUUGCAGCUCCUCGUUAGCUGGUGAAGGAGUACAUGAUAAUCUGUUUCAAUUAGCGCAACUUUUUCACAGUAGCAAGUUGAUGUCCAAGCAUUAGCGCAUAUAGUUCAACAUAUAUUACCAUAGUGUGAUAUUGUGAUUGCAUGUAUCCAACAACUGAA